Spinacia oleracea (spinach) is the source of this 982-nucleotide messenger RNA. RefSeq lists its product as uncharacterized. The record is from RefSeq and is a predicted model, not a curated record. Lineage: Eukaryota; Viridiplantae; Streptophyta; Magnoliopsida; Caryophyllales; Amaranthaceae. The transcript has a single exon. Bases 150 to 797 code for a protein of 215 amino acids.
AAAGAAACUUUUAUAAUGGUUGUUAUUCAAAACUAGUUUGAAUUUAGACUGAGCCUUUCACUCUCGUUUGAAACGGUUGGUUUUCCCAAUUAAUCUCCUUCACGGCUUCAGAGUGUUCAGACAUUCUCCUGUGAAAAAUCCACACAGAAAUGCAACAAAUCGCUCAACCCAUCUCCUUAAUCUCAAUUAAACCCACAUUUCCUCCUUUAAUUUCACUAACCCACAGUCUCAAAUCCAAAAUCCACUUCCAAAACCCAAUAAUUUCUGCAAAAUGGCGCAAAAAACGAUCUGGGUCACAAAGAUCUCACAAACUCAUCAUCAAUUCAAUCGCACACAUUGCCUCCACUCUCAAGAUUAUCCCUGAACCGUUGGAUUCACUAGUGAGAGAAUUCUUGGUUGUGGGUGGCGGAAACGGCGGGAAAUUCGGGUUCAGGAACGGCUUUGGAGGAGGCGGUGGAGGAAGAAAUCGCAGGAGAGAAGUAGGGUUCUGGGUACUUUUGUUGAUUUCAUCAAGUUUGGCAUUAUGGGUUGUUUUGGAGAAAGAAAAAGACAAUCAUGAACUGGGUUUCUGGGUUUUCUUGGUUUUGGUUUCUGCAUUUGCUGUUUUCUGCUUGGUGAAAGGAUGGAGAAGAGAGAUUAAAAACUGGGUGUUGGGAUUUUCUUGUGGGGCCGCUUUGAUGGGUUUGGGAUUGAGGAACAAUGAGAAUUUUGUGAGGUGGGUUGAUGAAUUUAGGGCUAGUUCUUUGAAUUUUUCUUUCAUAAAAAAGAAGAGAAGAAGAGGUAAAAGAUGGAUAUGAGGAAGAGGAAGAGGAAGAAGAGAAAAUCUACUGUAAUUUUUGUUGUUUACAAUUUUCUAACUUUUUUUUUGUUUUUUUACUAUUGUUUGUUGUUUAGGGUUGUAAUUUUAUCUUUUCGCAAACCCGGAUAAUUGUAAUUGAGACCUGUUUUUAAUCGCAAAUUUUGAUACUGUUUGAUUUCCCAA